Molecule: messenger RNA, 372 nt
Organism: Phyllostomus hastatus (greater spear-nosed bat)
Lineage: Eukaryota; Metazoa; Chordata; Mammalia; Chiroptera; Phyllostomidae
Gene: REX1BD
Product: required for excision 1-B domain containing
Source: RefSeq, a predicted model, not a curated record
AUGCAGGACCACCUCAGCCACAGAGGCCACAGCCAGAACCUGAGCAGUGUCCCAACAUACGACUUCGUGCGUUACUGGAGCACAGUGCAAGUGACCCAGGCCUUCGCCACUUCAUGGGAGGUGCUAGGGGUGAAGGCUGAGCUGGCCAGCCCCAGAGCACAGAGGCUGCUUACGUACCAUGUGUGCAGCCUACAGCUGCUAUCCAGUCCUCAACUGCCUGGUGGCCCUGCUGCAAUCACGGGGGCACCAGAGCUGACAGGGCAAGAGGACACCCUACAGCUGCACUGGCUGAUGAUGAAGGUAAUUAAAACCAUGGAAGCUGCCAGCGAGUUUCUCUAGGACCUCAGGCUUGAUACAGAAUCUGCUGAGUGA